This is a messenger RNA of Arachis duranensis, 755 nucleotides long. RefSeq lists its product as uncharacterized. Gene Ontology annotation, molecular function: cysteine-type peptidase activity. The transcript has 6 exons. Bases 329 to 739 code for a protein of 136 amino acids. Gene Ontology annotation, biological process: proteolysis. The record is from RefSeq and is a predicted model, not a curated record. NCBI's taxonomy places the organism in Eukaryota, Viridiplantae, Streptophyta, Magnoliopsida, Fabales, Fabaceae.
CUAGAUUCAAGCGAGAUUUCUGUUGUGUGUGUCCAGGCAUAUUGGAAUUAGUGACACAAAAUGAUAGUCUUGCUUCAUUUAUUGACGGUGUGAGACCAAUUUAUGCUGGUCUUAGUCCAAGCUUUGGUGAGGAUACUAGGUUCUUUGACAAGGCAGUAGCAGCAAAGAGAAACUGGUAGUUAUUUCCUUAUUGUUGGAGGGGCCAUGGUGGGUAUAUGCAUUUGAGGUGAAUGCGAAGCGCAUAAUUAUACUCGACAAUUUGCAUUCUACACCAGAAGAUGACAAACGAGAUAAACUCGAUGCAUAUGUGGGGAGACUGUGUGAGGAUAUGGCAAACAUUGCUAUUCCUGCAUUCGUUCGGACUCCGUAUGGCCCAACUCGUUCCUACGCUAGGGUUCCAAAGCAACCGAACAACUUUGACUGUGGCAUGUACGUUAUUAAGUUCAUGAAAAGUUGGACAGAAGAUCGUGAACUUUACGAAUGGGACAAGGAUUCACUCAGAUCAUACAAGAUGGAGUUGAUGCUAGAUAUAAUUUGUGGCCCACACAAUGUAUUGGUUCACCAGCUUAUUUCAUUAUUGAAUGAUAAGGUUAAACCUGUUCGGGGCAAUGCAUCACGGAACAAGAAGAAGGAAGUUAGUUUACCAUACACUGCACUUAGCACACGGUCAUUGAUAGAACGUGCGGAAGGGUUACCGAAGAGGGCAAUGCGCAAAGGGAGGAAGAAGUUGCUUACUUAGGAUUAGUUACAAUGAA